GUUUCUGGAGAAGCUAAACCUCUUCAAUUUCACCGAUUUCAAUGGCAAUUGUCACCGGAGAUCGAUAUGUUGAGAAGCUACAGAAGUUUUUAGAAGACGAAGCUGAGUCUCUUCUAGAAGAAACUAUGAUUCUCAAGCUUAAUCCAGCUGGUCUUCACUAUCUUCAUCUCCGUCUUGAGUCUCUCCGUGAACUUGAACGCAUGCUCUCUGGUGCUCCUGUUGAUUACCUUCGCGCUUACGUUUCUGAUCUCGGUGACUACCGCGCACUCGAGCAACUCCGUCGUAUUCUCCGAAUCCUCACUUCACUUAAGGUCGUUUCCACGCUUCCUUCUCCGGCUCGUGAUCCUACACCGCUCUCUCUUAUUCCCUUUGGUAGGCUUAAGGUUUUGGAACUUCGUCGUUGUGAUUUGUCUACUUCUCCGGCUAAAGGCUUGCUUGAGCUCCGUCACACUUUGGAAAAGAUCAUCUGCCAUAAUUCAACUGAUGCUCUGCGGCAUGUGUUCGCUAGUAGGAUUGCUGAGAUAACGAAUUCGCCGGAAUGGAAUAAGUUGGCGGUCAUAUCUUGUGCUUGUAACCGUCUUGUGCUCAUGGAUGAGUCCUUGCAGCUUCUUCCAGCUGCUGAGUCGCUUGAUCUGAGUCGAAACAAGUUUGUGAAAGUGGAUAAUCUUCGGAGAUGCACCAAAUUGAAGCACCUUGAUCUCGGCUUCAAUCAUCUUAGAACAGUCUCUUACUUGAGUCAGGUAUCCUGUCAUCUUGUAAAACUUGUUUUGAGGAACAACGCUCUAACUACGUUGCGUGGGAUUGAGAACUUGAAGUCACUUGAAGGCCUUGAUGUUUCCUACAAUAUUAUUUCCAACUUUUCAGAAUUGGAGUUCCUUUGGAGUCUUUCAUUACUGAAAGAAUUGUGGCUGGAAGGAAACCCAGUGUGUUGUGCUCGAUGGUACAGGGCGCAUGUCUUCAGCUACAUUGCUCUUCCAGAUGAACUGAAGCUAGAUGGCAAACAGAUAGGAACUAGAGAAUUUUGGAAGAGGCAAAUCAUUGCCCAUAGGCAAAGUGAGCCUGCAAGCUACGGAUUCUAUUCUCCAGCUAGAGGGGAAGCUAAUGAAGAAGGAAGCUGUAAUAGAAAAAAGAAAAAGAUCUGUCGUCUCGCUUCAAUUGAUAGCGAAGCUGAGAGCACCUAUGUGAAUUCUGACCACGAGUCAGCUGCAUGUGAUCACGAGAACAAAGAGAAUAGUUCAAGGAGUGGAUGGAUCAUUCAACAGAGGAUUUUUGUCAGUAAAGAUGGCCAGGGUAUCAAUUUGGAAAAGAAGUACUAUACAAAGAUUAGAGAAAUCUCAAGGCAUCAUGGUGGAACACCGAGAUAUGCUUCUGGGUCUUUACGUGCUUCAAGAGCUAAGGGCUAUAGGAAAAGUUCAGAAUGCAAUGGCUCAUGUGUGGAUCAUAAAGCCGGUAGGGAUUAUAUGAAGUACAUUGAAGGUAAUGAGUCACAAAAGAUAACCGAUGACAUCUCUUCAUUAAGCCUUCAAAGUACAGAUCUAAAUCAGAAGCAUCAGGAAUGUUUACACCAUGAGAUGGAAUCUUUGUCAGUUGAACCAAACAACCUGUUACCUACAACACUUUUCAGGGAGAAGCUAGCUGAAAAUGGAAACAUGUCAACAUUGGAUAUAACCCAGCAUAUGACAGGAUCAACAUAUCCUGGGUCACCUCCUCAUUAUCAGAAAGAUGUCUUAUAUCGACGUCGUAACUUGGUGAAAGAAAUCUUGCAGUUGUCUGCAGAUUCUUAUUCAGUGGCAUCAUCUGAUAGCACAAGCAGCAGCAGUGAAGAUGAUAACUAUGACUCUGAAUCUGAGUAUUCAAAUCAUAAAGAGGGGCGGUUGACAGAGCUUCUUAAUGUGAAUAAACUUGGGAAGGAGAUUCUGGAAUGUGGACCAAAAGGAACAAGCUUUCUUGAUUUACAACCGGAGAAUGGUAGCACAAUAAAAACUUUGAGAACAGAUGAAUCAAUGAAGGAAAAUACCGCUAACUUUCUCUCUGGAUUGCAUAAUGGUGAACAUGGUGUUAACCAGACAGACCGUUUGGUUGCGAAAAGGAAACCUAUAAAACGAUUUGUUUCCUUCCAGAAAGAGGAAAGUUGCAUUACCAAUGGAGAGAUAUCUCUCAGGAGUGAUGCAGAAAUCAGUGAUUCUGGUGAAGAUGAGUGUAUUUCUGAUAAUUUUUGGGAGAAUUCCCUGUCAACGGUUUGUAGUAGCAGUAGUAAUAGGAGUAUCAAAUUUUUAGGGACUGAUAGAACACUUGAAGAAAAAAGCGAUUUAGUAGAGGAAUAUUUUUCAGCAAAACUGUCAGACUCCAGUUCUCAAGAAACUUGUAGGACGUACAUGAAUUGUGAUCUUAUACUACAGAAAGGUUCCACAUACAAGCAACGGGAAGCAGUGUUGCUGCUGACUAGCCAAGACAAGCUGUACGUGCUACUCAUGGGUGUGGCUACUGAUUAUGAAGGGAGUACCUUAAGUGUACUAUGUUCUCAUGAAAUCAAGGAUUUACAAGACGUAUCAGUUGGUCUAGGACUUCAGUUUGUGAGGCUACGCUUUUUGGAGGAUGUAGAAUACAUUUUUGUAACCAAGUGUAUUGAGAAAACAACAGAAUUACUCAAUAUCACACAAGUUUUCGAUUCCCAGGCUACAGAGUAUAAAUGUUCUUUGCAAAGUCUGGAGAAUAAUCAGGUGGACUUGUUUGAGAAAGAAAUAUGUGGAGGUUUGAAGCUGAGUAUAUUCCAGUACAAUGUUCUCCAUUUUCAGAGCACCACUCGUGGAGAAGUCUCAUGGCUUUUGCGGUCGCUAUUUGUGGCUGGUAGGCGUCUCUUUAUAUGCAAUGAGGACUUCACACAAUUAAGUUCUCGAAUAGCAUAUUCUUCUUCAGCUCCAUAUUUCUUGCUGGACUCGUGCUGCUCAAUUUCUGAUAUAUCUGAGACGAUCAUUGAUUUGCAAGGAAGUGUUGUGUCAUUAAAGAUCAAAGAGAAGAGAACAGUGGAUUUAGUUACAUGGAAGCUCAAGUGGUGCAGCAUAGAGAAUGCUCUUAAGUUUGCGGCUUUGCUCAAAGCUCUUCAUCCCAAUUCGCCACAAUGGCCAUUGGCUGUAAGAUACAGGAGAUAAGUCUUCGUUUACCUUUUCUUUUGUUUUUUUGACCGAUCACCUCUGUUUUCUAGUUAUGUAUAUACAACACACAUGCACAGCACAUUGUUCAUAUUCAUUUGAUUCAAUUUGUCUUUUGGGUUAAAAUCAUCUCUUUAACCCCUCUGUGUGAGCCCUUCUUUCCCUUUUUAAAACAUAGUAGAUUUGAUUUGGAGUCUUUGGUGCGUCGUAGGAACAUCUUGGAGUUUACAUAGUAACAAACAUUGGGGCAGGGUAACAAAAUCGGAAUUUGUAC
This is a messenger RNA of Arabidopsis arenosa, 3423 nucleotides long. The record is from the annotation of a GenBank genome assembly. Lineage: Eukaryota; Viridiplantae; Streptophyta; Magnoliopsida; Brassicales; Brassicaceae.